Molecule: messenger RNA, 717 nt
Organism: Pseudonaja textilis
Lineage: Eukaryota; Metazoa; Chordata; Lepidosauria; Squamata; Elapidae
Source: RefSeq, a predicted model, not a curated record
UUCCUCCCAAGUUGCAUCUUGAGAUCAACCCACCUUCUCCCGUCCAGCUGAACACCUCAGUGACGGUCACUUGCAAUGUAGAAAGCUUUUAUCCAGAAGAUGUGAAAGUGGAGUUGUUUGCCAAGGAUGCCCAAGCCAGAAAAGGAAAGGUUGGCAUGAAGACCUCGAAUCCCGACGGGACCUUUUCGCUCAAGAGUAACCUCGAGAUGUUGUCCACCAAAGACAUCAACUUCUCCACGUUCCUUUGCCUGGUCCAGCAGGAUUCCCAGUCUCCAGUCUACGAUACCAUCACGCUCUUCAUUACGGAACAACUUCAACGAAGCUCAUCGCAACGUUCCCUUCUUCUUCUCUGCAUCACGCUUUUCCUGAGCAAAGUAGUCAUCCUUUCCAUCUCUUCCUUUCUCUUAAUAAAGAGGAUUAGACGCAACAGUCAGAACUGAAGAAGCUUCUUGGAUGAGAAGCGAAACAUCUUCAAGGAAAAACUAGAAAGUCUAGUCACCUUUUGAAAAAAAAAACACCUUUGGGACAGCCAUGACCUGGAUGGCUGAGAAUCUCCCAUAGACGUUGGAUGCAACAAAGAAAAAAUAUUGUUCCAGAAAACCCCAGAAAGUCCAACAAUCUGGAAGUUCAAGUUAGGAAUUCCUGUUCUCAACAGAUUUUCAGGAUGAGGAACGAUAUGGUUAAUGAAUCGAUAAUAAUGUUAUUAAAAUGGUUCAU